Stegostoma tigrinum is the source of this 3555-nucleotide messenger RNA. It is a transcript of the gene zbtb49, whose product is annotated as zinc finger and BTB domain containing 49. Gene Ontology annotation, molecular function: protein binding; RNA polymerase II cis-regulatory region sequence-specific DNA binding; DNA-binding transcription factor activity, RNA polymerase II-specific. Gene Ontology annotation, cellular component: nucleus. The transcript is spliced from 8 exons. The record is from RefSeq and is a predicted model, not a curated record. The coding region runs from base 705 to 3089 and encodes 794 amino acids. Gene Ontology annotation, biological process: regulation of transcription by RNA polymerase II. NCBI's taxonomy places the organism in Eukaryota, Metazoa, Chordata, Chondrichthyes, Orectolobiformes, Stegostomatidae.
CUCCUCACCCUCCUCCGGCAGCCCCAGCCAACCCGAACGCACACGUGUGUGGUACCGGAAAAACGAGAUGCAACGCUCCGUCUCUUCCCCUAUCUCCUCCGCCCCAAUACUGAGGUUCCGGGUGCCGCGUUCCUGUGGAGCUCACCGUAAAAAGGGAGAAGGGAAUAGAGAUGCCAGAGAGUGGGGGCCAGGGCAGGACGGGCAAGAAGAGAGCGCGGAGCCUGUAAACAAUUAGGUAAAGAACCUUGCCCGGGAAUGGAAUGCGGCCCGAUCCGGGCAGGGUUCCAAUUGUUUGUUGCAAUUUGUUGUAAAUGGUUAUUGCCCAGUCAGGCGAGGAGAUGGCUCCUUUUACUCUGACCUAAGCGACCAGGAAAAGCGUUCCGGGGCGCAACAGCAUCAGUUGGUUCGACUGCUGUCCUCCACCAGCCUCCCGUCUUCCUCCAGUUUGCAUGUUCCGCCAUCCACUUGCUUUGUGCCUUUCCCGUGCUAGUGCAUCUAGGCCCCGAGUCCCUUUUAUUAAUUGUUGUCCUGGAAACUGAAUCGGAAAACCUCUCCCCUAGCUUGGCAGUGAUUACAGGGAGAAAGGAUGGACCAUGAUUGAGGAUCAAAAUCUAUUGCAGAAUGAAAAUCUAUUCAGAAGGAAAGUGGAAUGGAAAAUGGAAAUCCCUUAGCUUUUAAUUUUAAUUUAAAAGGUCAGCUAAAGGAUGGCAGCCGAAGCACUAGGAAACCACAGCUGCCAUCUACUACAGCAGCUUCAUGAGCAGCGUAUCCAAGGAUUCCUGUGUGACUGCAUGCUGGUGGUGAAGGGUGUCUGCUUUAAGGCUCAUAAAAAUGUGCUGGCUGCAUUCAGCCAGUACUUUAGGACCUUAUUUCAAAAUUCUUCAGGCCAGAGCCGUGAUGUCUUCCAUUUGGAUAUUAAAAAUAUUGGUGGCAUUGGCCAGAUUCUGGAUUUUAUGUAUACUUCGCACCUUGACCUUAGCCAUGAAAACGUCCAGGCUGUGUUGGACAUUGCUCAGUGUUUGCAAGUACCAAACGUGCUCAGUCUGUGCUAUACUUUCCUAAAGGCUUCAGCAAAUGUCAUAGGUGAUAGCAGCAACUUGGCAGCUGCUAGCACUAUUUCACUGCAUGGAGCCCUGUCAACUGACACAGAGGAUAUGCUAGAGAAUACAGAUGGCUCUGAGAUAAACCAUGACUGCUCUUUUGGGAUACAGAGUCAUAUCCAUAAACCUCAAGAGCUGGGACUUUUAUUUAGACCACUGCCAGAUAUUUCUCAAGCUGAAAUAUCAGCGACUUUGCAGAACCAAACUCCUGGACUCCCAGACAGGACUACUUCAGAUUAUCCAAUGAGGCAAAAUGCUCAACAGCCUUCUAAAUUGUACAAUUGUUAUGGAAAAGAAAUGUUCAAGCAAAAUCUGUCACCUUUCUUCAAUAGUAAUCAAGGGGAGCAAAGAAGAGUGGAUCUCGAUGAUGGUAUAAGCGCGGCAGUAACCACAAAGGAUGUAUCUUCCCUUGAACCUACUGAAUGCAACAGUGCUGCUCAGGAACCGUCCUCAUCAGGCAUGACGAUGCACACAGAAGAAAGAUGGUCCUUUAGUCAGAGUAUGGGGAACGUGGAACCUCAACCAAUUAGACAGUUGCCUCAUGUGAAAAAGAAAGUCCCUCUGAAGAAGUAUGAUUAUUUGUGGCCCAAAAAACUGCUUGAGUCACCUUCUGUGCUCCCUAAAGUGAAUGAAAUAUCCGAAGCUGAGAAAGUAAAUGGACACAGCUCAAGGGAGCUCCCCAAAGAGAAUUUGGGACAAGGCGGUUGUGCCGGGGAGAAAGAUCAGGAACAAGUGAAACUGACUGACUCACCUUUGAGAGGGAGUGAUCUAGUACCAGUUAACCAUGGACCUGCUGGAGAUUCCGAGGAAGUUCUUGACCAAUCUUUAAAUAACUCAAACGUUCAGUCCCAGUUUUGUCAGUCACAGAAGCAAUAUUGUUGUGAACUAUGUGGGAAAACUUUUAAGCACCCGAGUAAUCUAGAAUUACACAGACGUUCUCAUACAGGAGAAAAACCAUUUGAGUGCAACAUCUGUGGGAAACACUUUUCACAGGCCGGAAAUCUGCAAACUCAUUUACGACGACACUCUGGUGAAAAGCCAUACAUUUGUGAGAUCUGUGGUAAAAGGUUUGCUGCAUCUGGUGAUGUGCAACGCCAUAUUGUCAUUCACACGGGUCAAAAACCUCAUCUCUGUGACAUUUGUGGUCGAGGUUUCAGUAACUUCAGUAAUUUAAAGGAACACAAAAAGACACACAGUGCAGAUAAGCUGUUUACUUGCGACCAGUGUGGAAAGUCUUUUAACAUGCAGAGGAAACUUGUCAAACACAGAAUCCGUCAUACAGGAGAGCGACCAUAUAAUUGUUUAACAUGCGGAAAGCGGUUUGCAGGUUCUGGUGACUUGCGUCGGCAUGUCCGAACGCACACUGGUGAACGGCCGUAUAAUUGUGAGACGUGUGGCAAGUGCUUCACCCGUUCUGCUGUGCUGCACAGACACAAGCGAAUGCACUGCAAGUACAACGGAGACCAUGAUGUAAGAAAUGAAGAGAUUGAUAGCUCUGAGGAAAACUAUCGACAACCUGCAGAAGCAAGGUCACCAGACUCUGAGCCGCUCAGCCAAGCUAUGCAAGUUGCACUAUUGCCAGUCUCUCCAUUAGACAAGCUUCAUGGUGACCCAGAACAGCCUGAAUCAUCAGCAACCAUGCAUGAAAACUCUCAUUCUGAAUACAGUUCUUUGGUUCAGCAACAAGUGGAUGAGCAUCAAAACAAAAUGAUAUUGAGUCCUGCUAAAACUCACAAGUCUCAAGCUUCCCAUCAUCCUCAUGUUCAUACUGUUGACAAUAGUUCAAGGUCUGAAGAGCCCCUGCCAUCUCAGAACCCCUCAACUGUGCGAUCGUCAGUGACGAGUCUGGACAUUCACAUUAACGUGCCCUUUGGAAAUCACACACCUAGUGUUUCAUAUCGAACAAAUGAAGGACCAUUCCUCUCUAGCCUAACAUUGUGGGGUUUGGCAAUGAAAACAUUACAAAAUGACAAUGAAUUAGAUCAAUGACAAAUUAUUAUCUUAAUUCAGCUAAUAUAAGCAACUGUUGGAAUGCACUCGAGUUUAUUUUUGGCAUAAUUGCUGAGAGGGAGAAAAAAGUCUUGUGAAAUGUAUUUUUGUAAGUUUUAAUAAAUGCAAUCUUAGAUAUUUAAUAGAAUCUAAUCAGUGGGAUCCACACAAUACGUGGUCGUGCAUCUUUUUAUAAACAAAAUUAACUAUCUUGAAACACAAAUGCUUCAACAGCUUGUUUUAAGUUAAUUGCAAUGAUCAUUGACGUUUAUCAAUCACUUACUUGUGGCGUUGCUUGAUUCUUUGAUUCCUUAUAAUCCUCAUUUUGAGAGGCAAAGUCAGGUAUUGUGAUUCCUUAAAAAACAUUUCAUGGAGUAGUUUUCCUUUUAUACAUCCAUUACACUCAAUCUCUUCGGAUCAUUAUUAUUUGUCACUGGAAUCGGCUGAAAUUUGUAAAUAUCACACA